UGUAACCCUAAUUCGAAGAUGGCUGCAGCAGCAGGAGCAGGAGCAGGAGCUUUGGAGCAGGUGCAGUGCUUCGGCCGGAAGAAGAAUGCUGUCGCCGUCACCUACUGCAAGAGAGGCCGUGGUCUCAUCAAGAUCAACGGCUGCCCAAUCGAGCUCAUCCAGCCGGAGAUCCUCCGCUUCAAGGCGUUCGAGCCCAUCCUCCUCCUUGGACGCCACCGCUUCGCUGGCGUUGACAUGCGCAUCCGUGUGAAGGGUGGAGGUCACACCUCACAGAUCUAUGCCAUCCGUCAGAGCAUCGCGAAGGCCCUUGUUGCAUACUACCAGAAGUAUGUGGAUGAGCAGAGCAAGAAGGAGAUCAAGGAUAUCCUCAUCCGCUACGAUCGUACUCUCCUCGUCGCUGAUCCCAGGCGCUGCGAGCCCAAGAAGUUCGGUGGUCGUGGUGCUCGUUCUAGGUUCCAGAAGUCCUACCGUUGAUUCAGUUUUCGGUGCUCUCUAUUUUGUCCUGCGCUUUUAUUUCAUAUUUUGGAUAAGAUUAUAGAACAAGUUUAAGUUCAUUUCUCUUGUUAAUUUAGACAUAUUCGCUCGUCUGGAUUGAAUGAUGUUUUAGUUUUACUUUAAUUACUAUUAUCAUUGAAUUUGAA
Molecule: messenger RNA, 641 nt
Organism: Lotus japonicus
Lineage: Eukaryota; Viridiplantae; Streptophyta; Magnoliopsida; Fabales; Fabaceae
Product: 40S ribosomal protein S16-like
Exons: 1
Coding region: 19-474 (151 amino acids)
Biological process (GO): translation; maturation of SSU-rRNA from tricistronic rRNA transcript (SSU-rRNA, 5.8S rRNA, LSU-rRNA)
Cellular component (GO): cytosolic small ribosomal subunit; ribosome
Molecular function (GO): structural constituent of ribosome; RNA binding
Source: RefSeq, a predicted model, not a curated record